Messenger RNA from Paramecium tetraurelia, 4620 nucleotides. RefSeq lists its product as uncharacterized. The transcript has 3 exons. NCBI's taxonomy places the organism in Eukaryota, Ciliophora, Oligohymenophorea, Peniculida, Parameciidae. The record is from RefSeq and is a predicted model, not a curated record.
AUGCCUUCAACCCUAAAACCCUGGAUAAGAUAAAUAUUGUUGAUGCUUUCUCACUUCCUUACCUUAGAAUAUAACUCAUCAAAGUUAAUUCAUAUGCUCAUCCUCUUCUAUUAAAUUAUUCAGCCUACUUCUUUCAUAUUUUAUAAUGCGCAACCUUAACAGGAACAAUUAAAUCACAGUCUAACCAAAAUUACUCUCAUUACUAGACUGUAUGUAUACAUUACUGACCCAAUAGUCAAAUAAUCAAUAUUUUGGAUUAUGGUUUUUGUGCAGAAUAUCAUAAUUCUAAUUGCAGCAAUCAUGGCAUUUACAAAUUACUACUCAAAUCACACUCAAUCUUAAAUUGGAUAGAUAAUUGCUACUGUUUUCUCUACCUUUGUCUAUUAUGUUUCAAUAACAUUCUAUCCAAUCAUUUUGGAAAUUAGCCUAUGUUAUUCCUCUAACCUAGUAGAAUUUAUUGUUGCUACAUUACUUAUGAUUGAAACUCUUAGUAUUAUGUUUAUGGGUGAACUCAUAUUUAGAAGAGGAUUAACACUUAAGUCAACAUCGAAUUUAUAUAUCAACAUUUCAACAUACUCAUACAUAAUAAAAACUUUCAAAAUAUCUUAAAUCCUCCUAUUCUAUUACCUAAACUCACAAACGCUGUUUCCUCUCACAAUCCAAUGCAUCCUAAAUAUCUUAAUCUAAAUAAGCUUUGUAACCGAAUUAUGCAAAAUGAAGGUGUAUGCUUAUCACAUCUAUUCCAAAGCUGCUCUAAUUCUAAGUUCCAUUAGCAUAGUAUUAUCAUUUGAAGUCUUAUUGACUUAAACUACUAUCAGUAACAAUUAUUGGAUAUUAGUUUCACUUAUUCUAAUUAAAAUAUUAUUUAUCUGUGAUAAUUAUAUGCCUAAUUCUAUUCAAAAUUUUGAAAUUCAUCAAUUAAAAUAUUAAUUUGCUUAAUUAGAACUAAGCAACCCAGAAACUACAUCCACUAAAUUACGUACAUACAUCCUUUGCAGAAGUCAUUAUUAAACCUGUGAUAAGAGAUCAUAUUGCAUAUGUGUAUCAAGUAAAGAAUACUCAAAAAACCAUUACUAAACUGUGCUUAAACUAAUUGAAACAAGGUUGGAAUAAAAGUUUUUUGGAAGAGUUGAAAGUUCUAAAGAUUCAUUAGCUAUUGAUUAUGCUCAAACGUUGCUCAAAAAUCAAUAAUUAGUUAAAGUAUAAUAGCACAUUAUUAGAUGUCUUUCUCUUAAUUAGUCCAUAUAUCCACAAAAUAGGUAAAGAUUCUCUGCUAUUACCACUUUACUGUUGGAAUUUUUAAAAGAAUAAGUCCUAAAUUAAGUGCUUAUUUAAAUAUCUGAAAAUAUUGGAUCUAAUAUAUAACAUAAUAAAAUUAUAACAGACUCUUUAAAGUCCUUUGUACUUAAUGAAAGCACAGAUUAAUAAAUUAUUCAACAAAUGAAAAAGAUCAUAGCUGCUAAAAUUUAAUUUUACAAUAAUUUCUUGGAACAUCAAAAUCAAAAUUAUGGAAGUGUUCAAUUCGCCAUUCAAUUCAUAAAAUAGAUCAAAUAGUUCAAAGAUGUUCUAUAAAGUAGAUAUGAGUAAUUUCCAACCAUUUCUAAUCAAAAUUUACUGAAGUACUUUUGUCUGAAUAUCUUAAAUGAUUACAUAGAAGCAUUCAACAUAAACAAAUGUAAAGCUUUCGAUGAUGAUAAAUAUAACACAUUUCAAGGAUAAAUUUACCAUAAAAUAUUUGGUAUUAAUCCUGCAUAUUUCAUUACUGAACUUACAUCUGAUUUGGAUGUUCUUAUAACCAAAAAAUCAAGUCAAGCAAUCUCUAUUUUAGAAUCUUUAAAAAUAAAUUAAUCAAAGGCUCAUCAAAAUAACGAAAUUAACGUUUUCUUGCCAGAAUAUGUAAUAGCCUUUCACCGUCAACUUGUAGAAUCUUUUUUAAAUAACGGUAAAAAUAAAUAUUAUCAAUAAUAAAACCUAGCCUUUCUUAAAAUACAAGACAAAGUGAUGUUACCCAUUUAAAUUAUGGUUAGCAUCAAUCAUACAACUACUGACAAAUUCUCAUUUAUUAUAUUCUUUUAUGAUAGUCAAGAAUACCGAUCCUAUUUGGCUGUUGAUAAUUAACUAGAAAUUAUUAAUAUAAGUUCAGAUAUUUAGGAUAGUCUAUUUUUUAGUGAAACUAAAUAACCUUAAACUUCAAUAUCAAAAAUUAUACCAAACUUUUAGCAAAUUAUUUCCUCCUCCCAAGAUAUUUUCUUAAAUUAAGAAAUUAAAUUAUUAAAAGAUUAUCAUAACCAACAAGGAUUCUUUUUUUAUAAUGCAAAUGUCAAGAUUGAAAAGAAAUUUCAUAAUUAAUUUUAAUGUUAUUUAGUUGAAUUAGAUAAUAUUAGGCCUAUUUCGAGAAAAUUAAGAGAGGAAACUUCAACCGUUUAUAGAACUUCUACUUCUCAGUUUCCCUGUUCUACCUAAAAAAUAUUGAAUAUUAACAGUGAAGUGGAUUAUUCAUGUGAAAAAAUGAUUCCGUAUUCAGAUACGGACAACAGAAUCAAUCCUGAAGGCUCAUUGUGUGUAUUAUAGCAGGAUCCUCAAAUUAUAUAUAAUACAGAAAUGAAUGCUAUGGGUACAUAAUAGUUGAUGGAUUAUUAUAAAAUCUAAAAUAUGUUUGAGCCAUUAUCAUAAAAUAGAAUGAUACACAGUUCUAGAUUUUCUUAGGAUGAUGAUUUAAAAAAAUAAAUGAAUAAAAUAGUUCAUGAGGAAGAAAUCAAUGAAAUUGGUUCUACAUCUUCAAUAACUGCAAUAAAAAAAUCAAAAUAUUAUAAAAAGUUUGAGAUUAUCUCUGUUUUGAUGAAAUCUGAAAAGCAAUCAAAGAAAAUAAUUUAAAUGAAUAAAUUUAUUGCACUCUACAUAUCAAUCAUCUUGGUUGGUCUCAUUAUAUUUAUUGUGAUGAUAGAAAAUCUUGAAUAGUUUAUUUUUGAUAUUCAAAUUCUCUCAGUUAGAUAUGAUGUUGUAGAACCGUAUGAAUCCUUUUAUGUCUCUCGCUUCUCGUAAGUCAAUUAUAGAGAGUAACAAGCUGGCGGCUUUAUUAAUAUUUCUCAAUAUAAUUAAUUGACAGUAUAUCCAUUUGCUACAUUCGAAUUGAUUUUUAAUCAUUUAAGAGAUAGCAUGUAUAAAGUUUAAUAAAGAGAAGAAAUAGAUUAUUUAUCAACGAAUCAAAAUAUUAGUAUUUACUUUUUAGAAAAUGCCUAUUAAGGGGAAAUUAGAAAUGUGACAAUAAGAUCAUUAAUUAGCAUACUUAUCAAUUAUCAAUAUGAUUUUAAAAUAGGCCUGACAACAAAAGCUGUUGUAUUCGAAAGUCCUUUUUUCUACUUCACUGCCAAAAAUUACUUGACUAUUAAAUAAACUUUUGAUGGAUUAAAUUAAAUUGUAUUAGAUGCUACAUUAUAGAGAUCAACUCUAGAAUAAUAAAAAUGGCUAUCAGUUUUGUUGCCAUUUUUAAUUUUUAGCUUCCUUUUAAGUCUUGUAAUAAUAUCACAUUACAAAGAUUAUAUUUCCAUAAUGCAUAAGAUAUUCUUAUAUUUAAUGAGCCUAGAUUCAGUUAUUAUAGAUGAUGAAAAACAAAGAUUGCAAAAACACCUUAAUAUUAUUAGUAAUGAAAUUAAAAAAAUCAAAACAUAUGAUUUUGAUAUUGAAGCCAUAGAUAUAGAAUUGGAAUAAUCUCAUCCCUCCAAGACUAGACAUUUAAUCAAAAAAGAACAAAAAAAUGUUUAUCUCUAUAAUAAUGAUUUAAAAAACUGUGUAAUUAUUACAUCGUGCCAUUUUAUUUUACAAUUAACCUUUUUUUUGUCAAUAUUUCUUAUCAUAUAAAGAUAUUUAGAAAAAUAUGAAAAAACUGCUGUUGUCUAUUAACAGAUUAGCGAUUUAGGUGUAGAUAUCCCCACAAUCUAUGCUUAGAGAGAAGUUUUAUAUAGAAGAACAUUAAGAUACUUUUUUUUAUCAGAUCAAGAAAUUGAAGGAAUUUAUUAAGUAUUAUUUAAAGCUUAUGAUAAAGUUGAAGAAUUUUCAAAAUAAAAUUUAGAUUUUACUUCAGAUUAAUAUUUAUUCGAUUAAAAUGCCAUUACGUUUUACAAGAAUGUGAACGAAGGCAAUUUGUGUGACUUUCAAACAGAUUAAUUUAAAGAGCUUUCCAAAACUAUUUGCCCAGUAGUUAUGAAUGGGAAUCUAUAGAAAGGGUUAUCUUAGAUUUUAGCUUAUAUUCUCUAAACAAUCAAAUCAUAAUAAUACGAAACAAAAAAUUUUACUUAAUUACCCACUGACACAAAACUUGAAUUAGAAGGAGCAACAAUCUUAGGAAAUGUUAUGUCAACAAUAGUUUAUAACUUAUAUCUUACAUUACUUGAUUCUUGUUAACUGUUAAUGUUUUAUACUAAAUUACCCUGCAUCGCUUUCUUAACAUUUUAGUCUAUAUGUUUUAUUUUUUAUACGUUGUUUGGAAAUAAACGACACAAAAAGUAGUUUUAAUCAAUCAAACAAACUAUAUUUUUAUUUCCAAGGCAGACAUUAAUAUUUGAUGAAUUUUUUUAUAGAAACUUCAAGUCCAUAAUAAAAGAUGAAGGAAUAUCCUAAUGA